AUGAAGAUCCUUCUCUUUUUCUCCAUUUCAUUUGUCUUUGAGAAUGUCUUCAUUCCACCAGCUGGAAGCAAAAAGCACUAUGUUGCCCUUAAUGGGAGGCUCGCAUGUACGAUGCUUGGUGGUCAAUGUAAAAAUAAAUGCGGUGAAAAAGAAUUUAGGAUGAUAUACUGUGAAAGACCUGCAGCUCUUUGCUGCAUGAGAGAAUGUGACCCUAAGAAAUAA
This is a messenger RNA of Hippopotamus amphibius kiboko, 222 nucleotides long. RefSeq names its product defensin beta 112 (gene DEFB112). The coding region runs from base 1 to 222 and encodes 73 amino acids. The transcript has 2 exons. Gene Ontology annotation, biological process: innate immune response. The record is from RefSeq and is a predicted model, not a curated record. Gene Ontology annotation, cellular component: extracellular region. NCBI's taxonomy places the organism in Eukaryota, Metazoa, Chordata, Mammalia, Artiodactyla, Hippopotamidae.